CGGUGAGGUCAGGUAGGGGGAGGGAGAGGAUAAGUUAAACCUCAACUAUUCCCAUUGUUUCCUCUCCCUGCUCGGAGCCCAGUGUCAGCAGCAGCGCAGGAUGACAGGGAGACUACUUACUUAGCAGGCUCAGUUUUCGGUGAGGGAUGGAUGUGGCCUAUGAUUAUCCCGGCCCUGUCUGAUCGGCCCAAUCACCUAGUAUGGCCGGGGAGAGCCAAUCGGCAAGCCUCUUACAUGCUGCUGUGUGAGGCGAAUGCAGAGGGCUGUCCUGAUUGCACACAUACACACACAGGGUUGGGAGAGGACUGUGUCUGGCUGUGUCCUGUGCUGCAACAAAGGAGAAGUAUCUUGUAAAGACAGAAUUAUUAUAAGAACAGCACAUUGACCGUAAACCCACAACAGAAAAGGUUUUUUUCUCCUACUUCAUUUUGACAUAAGAAUUCCUGGAUUGCAUAAUAAAUACAUAAAAACUAUAUGAAGUCGUUCUGUCUGGCUCGUAUAUUGACAAAGGUGACGGAGAACAUAUCAAGGGGAGUGUGCAGGGGAACACAAUGAAUCUUGAAAAACUCAGCAAACCUGAAUUGCUGACACUAUUGAGCAUCCUAGAAGGAGAACUAGAAGCCAGAGAUCUUGUUAUCGAGGCAAUAAAGGCAAAGCAUAAAGAUAGAUUCAUUGAGGAACGCUAUGGCAAAUUCGAUAUCAGCGACCCCUUACUUGCCCUGCAGAGGGAUUAUGAGACCCUCAAAGAAGACAAUCAUGGGCAGCGGCCCCCUGUGUGUUCUAAUCCUCUGUACAUCUUGAAAGAGGUGAUGAAGCAAUGCAAGAUCAUGCAGGAGAGAAUGCUGGCCCAGCUGGCAGCUGCUGAAAGCAGGCACAGAAAGGUUAUCCUAGACCUGGAAGAAGAGCGGAGGAGACAUGCUCAGGAUGCAGCUGAUGGAGAUGACGUCACAUACAUGCUAGAAAAAGAAAGAGAAAAACUCGCUCAGCAGUUGGAAUUUGAAAAGUCACAUGUGAAGAAGCUUGAAAAAGAGCAGAUAAGGCUGUCCGCUCAACUGGAAGAAGAGAAAUUGCGCCACAAGAAAUUGUCCUCCGUCCUUAUGAAAGAAUGCACAAAAGCUAAUAAUAGGGCAGUGGCGGAAGGUCAAAGGGUGGAAGAUGUAAACACGAAGUUGGAAAAAGUAAGGAGCAAAGUAAACCAGCUUGAGGAAGAGCUAACUCUGGAAAAGAAACGUGGCUUACAGAUGGAAGCCCAGGUGGAGAAACAGCUCUCAGAGUUUGAUAUUGAAAGGGAACAGCUAAGAGCCAAGCUCAAUCGGGAAGAAAACCGCACCAGGGCUCUGAAAGAAGAACUUGAGUCCUUAAAGAAUAUCUUAAAAGAUUUAAAGACUGCUCCUGAGAUCAAGGAGUCUACUGUAAAGGCAAACCAGGAGCUGACAUCCACAAGUGUGUCGGUGGAGAAGCCACAAGUGUCAUCAGUGUCAUGCCAGACAGAGAAUGCACAACACGAAAAACAUAAUAUUGAUGCUUCAACAAAAGCCAACAUUUCCCUGUCAACUCCUAGUAAAAUUCCUCAGCCAUAUUCAAAGAUAAAUGGACAUUGUAGCACAUCAACCCAGAGCAAUGAACACAUCUUAAAAUUGAAUAUAGGUGAGAACGUGAAGGAGAAAGGGCCAAGUCAUGACAAUUUGUCCGAGAAUGGAAGCUCCCCUGUAAGAGUUGAAUCUCCUGUACACAUGAUAGGGCAUGUUCCUUCCAGUGGAGCUUCCUCCUCUCCGAGCAGUACAGCAACUUCGUCCUUAACAUCAUCUCCAUGUUCUUCACCAGUCCUAUCAAGACGUCUAAUUGGGACAGCUUGUAGUCCCAGCUACCAGUCACCAUACCAAGUUGGAAUAAACCAUCGAUUUCAUGCUGCCCGCCAUAAGUUUCAGUCUCAGGCUGAACACGAUCAGCAUGUUUCUGGAUUGCAGAGCCCUCCUUCUAGGGAUUUGUCCCCAACCUUGGCAGAUAAUUCUGCAGCUAAACAACUUGCACGCAAUACAGUAACUCAGGUGUUGUCCCGUUUCACCUGCCAGCAGACCUCUGGGAAAUCUGUACCUCCCAACAGCUCACCAUUUGGCACAGACUAUAGAAACCUUGCCAAUGCCUCCAACCAGAAGAAUGAUGGAAGUCACUCCCCAAAUCCUCUUAAAGUUUCCAGUCCUCUCAGUCCUGUGUCUCCUGGGAUAAAAUCCCCUACCAUAUCUAGGGUGGAGAGAGGGAACCCUCCACCCAUUCCUCCAAAGAAGCCAGGCCUAGCCCAGUCUCCAGCCUCUCCUAUUCCACCAGCCAAAGCGUCCAGCCAGCCAUCAUCGAUGGCAGCUCCAGUAGAUGUGUCCAGUAACCACUGCUCUAACAAUGGCAUUAUUGCACAUGGGAAGGAAAUUGAAAUAAUGUUACCCUCUGGUAGCUAGUCUUACUACAGCAUUCUGUGGACAUAAAAUUGCUGUCAGACUUGUCAGUUUAUGCCUGAAUGAUCUAUAGAGUCUAGAUGAUCAAACUUAUGUUAUUUAUUUUGGUAGUGGAAAAAAAUGGAAUAUUAUAUAUAGUGACUAUGUUCUUUAACUUCCUUUGUGGAAGAUUUUGUAUCUGCAAUCCUUUUCUGUAAACUAUCAGAGAAAACGUAAUAAUAAUUUUAGUCAUUUUAUGUAGAACAAAAAACAAUUUUACUAUUCCCUUUGCAAGGCGGAGUAAUGUGGAAAAUGCAAUGGGGCAAACAGCUUGCGGGGAAAAAAUAAGGAGAACUUUACAAAAAAUCCCUGAUUUUCCACUUUGGGUGUAAUUGUGUAAUGAUAUGAAUAUCUGUGCUGCCUUUUCAAUUUAUAUAUAAUAUAAAAAACCUAACCAGAUUGCAACUAAGGAGUAUUAAUCAUACUGCCAGGCUUUUCACGUUGAAUGAUAAGUCAUUAUCCACUGAGUUUAAAGCACUUAUCGUAACUUAAGGUAAAGACAUCCACCUUUUUAAGAUGAUUUGUUAACUGCAAUCCCCCUCCCUUUUUUCCAUUUCUUAAAAAGCAAGUUUUGUACCUUGUAUAAUAACAUUUGUUCAUAGUGACCUCUUGUAACUCAAUUUUUCCCUCUCCAAAAUCUCUCUGCACUAACAUGGUUGCCACUUGAAGAGAGCGUGUUUCAGCCGAACGCGUUUUGUUUCAGCUCUCACGACCUUUCAGUAGAGUGAUUGCCAGUUAGAAAGCUCCUCAGUGGUCAUUUGAUAGCAGAGGAAGGAGGAGGGCAUGUUGGACUGUGUAGAGGGCAUGACUGCUGAGAAGAGGGGUGCUAUUUAAUCUGUUUGCUCACUUGAUCAUAUGUCUUUUGACUAUGGUGACAUGACACGUAACUGUAAAUCAUUAAUUGCAACUCAAAGAAAAAAACACUAAGGAAAAAUAACAACUCAAUGUGCCUUGCUGCAGGUAACCAGAGUGAUUAAUGUAAGAAAACAAAAACAAAAGAUUUAUUUCAUGGGAUUGCAGCUUUAAGGUAAAUGUGCUUUAUUGAAUUGUGUUCAGUAACUGAAGUUCCACCAGUGUCCACAAGGUGCCACUGUAGACUUAGGAACGUAAUAAUGAAAUUAUACUUUAUCAGUAUGUAUAUCUCAAGAUAAUUUUUUACCUGAUACCUAAAAGUUUAAAUUAUGAGACUGGCAUCUAAGUUAUGAGACUGACAGUCUUUUAUAUAUUUUGUUAAAAGUGAUGGUUUAAAAAACCAAGGUAUUACUUAAGGUGCUGUUUUACGAUCAAAUACCUUCAUACAUCUUCUUAUACAUUUUCAGCUUUAAUUCUUUCAGAUUUGUGAAAAAGGAAUCCAGGUUAAAAUAAAACAAGACUUAUAUUAAUGUACAUUAGACACUUGUCAUUUGCAUGUGACUAGGAAUCUUGUUUCCUGUAUCUUAACCCACAUUAACCUAAUACACUGUUUGUGUCAUGCAUGCAAUUCAGAAUAUGCUUUAGAAACUAUACAUUAUAGGUGAGCAGGUGUCAUAUAGCUCCGUAUAGGUGACAGAAGUCUAGAAAUUAAAUUGAACAUCUUGAGUCACUUUUUAAUUCUGCUUUUGGCAGUCUUGUUACAUAAUUUUAAAUAUGAACCCUGUCGACAGAUAGAAAUGUAAUUCUGUGGCUGGCAACCUUAUGGAAUAUUUGUCAUACAUUCCUGUGGACAGGUCCAGCUUUUGUUUCUUGAGAAACAGGACUAGGAUUGAGUUGGAAAAGACCAAAUAUUCAUUUCAGUUCUUUUGUGGUCUUCUAUACCACGGUGUCCUUUUACUAUGACUACACUUACCAGAGCCCCAAACACCGUGUUCUAGUGCCAGUGUAUCAUUGUGCUACUCCUGGUGUCUUUAUUAACCAGAGCUGGUCUAGCUACAUAUCAGGGCAAACCAUUGUAUUGAUAACUAUGGCAACAGCAAUGUGCAGUAAUUGCAACCCCCUUCCAAAAAUCUGUUGUAGUCAAAUUGUCAUGUAUAUGCACUACAGAUUACUGCACUAAAAUCCUGAAUUAAUUGCACAAUAAGAUGUAAGAAUGGUUAUCCCCAAAGUGCCUUAAAUAUUCUGUUCUUUUAAAUGAAUAAUUAUUACAGAAAAGACCCUGUAUCCAAUUAAUGUCAUUAUUAGAAAAAGCACCUUCCACUAUUUAAUUGGUAUGAUGCUUCAUGAAAGCAUUGUUAUACAGUUUCUCUCUGAAACGGUUUAAAAAAAACUCUCAAAGUUUUUUCUUUUCUCUGCUUUUGUUUUUAAAACUGCAAUGUGCAAGACGUUAUGUCAUGAUGAUGAGGUUAUAGAUGAGUCAUUUGUAAACAGUAAUGCACUAUAAAUAUGACACUGUACAUUAGAGAACAGAGGCUUCCAUUUACUUGGAAGGUGAGAUGUUUCAUUUUUCUUGUAGAUUAACAAUAGUUAGAAAGUAUUUAUUCAUGCGGAUCCAUGGUUAUUAAUAUUAUGGACAUUGCAGGUCCACUUCAAAAUGGAAAAUUGGUUGUUUUACUCAUCAAUCUUGCUGACAUUGCUUACAAUGCAAUGCAUAAACUACUUCCUAUACUAAAGGCAUACAGAUGUGUCGUCAUAUACUAUUGCUACAGUUGAGGCAAAUGUCCUUUCUCAGCGUGCAUGGUCCAUUUACCCAUGGAAUAUGCAUCUUCAUGAAACUGAUUAAGUUGAUAUGACACUGAAUCUGUAUAUGAAGUGCUGCAGAUUUUUCCACAAGUUCUGCUGCACCUCAUCUGCGACAAUUACAUAUUUAAAAUUAAUUCCUUUGCCGUUAAAGUCACAGCCCGGCAUUUCUGGUACAGACUGAGUAGUGUUUUGCUGAGUCUGCAGUGCAAAUAAGACGUAAAUCUAAAGAAAAAGUUGCUACGCUACACAGUGCGGCUCACUCACGCCAGGUGUCUUGUGGCUAGGUGUAUGAAGACAGAUCUGUAACUGCUACAGCGUAUAAUCAUGUGAUACUGAGGCUUGAAGUACAUGGUCAGUCUGCACUUAUAGCAGCCCACACUGUGUUCUGGCUUUAUAGCCCGGCAGUGUAUAUUACUGUAUUGUAUAUCUACUGUAGUUAAUUUAAUAACACUUCAAGGAAAAUGGGAUUUACAUAAACAGAACACAUUCAUCUGAAGGUUCUAUUUUAGAACCCAAUGAUCAAAGCUAGCUAAACAUUAGAAUUGGGAUUAUAGAAAAAAGGUCAUCAUGCUACCAUAUCUAAUGGCAGGUGCUAUUCAAUUUUGCCAUAUAUUUUUUAAUAAAGUUUUAAUUAUAUAGGCAUCGUGGUAGUAUGAACAGUGUCAUUGUUUUGCUGUUUUAUUACCUUACACCCAUGAACAGCUGUAGCAAAUGUGUUAUGGUCAGGAAUGCCAUAGAAAGUGUAUUUCUCUUUCGGCCUCCGAGAACAUACAUACACAUUACUUUCACUACCAGAGGGCGGAACAAAUAAUACAGCUUCAUUUUAAUCUAUAUUUUGGCUAAAUUAUAAUGUACAUUAUCAAAGGGAAAAUAAACUACAGAAAACUGUAAUAGCACAAGAUACACAUUGUGGCACUGAUGCUAGUUUAAUAGCUACAACUCAUUCCCUAUGUCAGCAAGCCGCCUUUUAAUUAUACUUGCAAUUGUCAUUACUAUGUGUUAAUAUAUGUGUGUAUGUAUAUAUAUAUAUAUAUAUAUAUAUAUAUAUAUAUAUAUAUGAAAUUAUGUGUGUUUCAUUUUGGAAUUGUUUUUUAGACCUCAUCAACAUUCCAUUUCUGUAUGCAUAAAUAAUGUCAGGGCAGAGUGGAGACAAAGGGAAUAAUAUACAAUGAGCACAUUAAGACCUCUCAGAAAUCAAUAUGCCACUAGACUAGUACAUACCUGUCUGCACCUACAUUUACGUUUGUACUGAGAUAAAUGGCAGUUUGAAAGAACAGAAGUGAUGAUGGCGUUUGUAGCUUCAUAGCCAACUUACUUGUAUGUUUUAGGCCUAACUGCAUAAGGAAAUAUAUUUUCAUUUGAUCUACAGUAUAUUCUUGUUAGUUCUCCCAGAACUUUAGGGGUAGUAAUAACAUAAAUGGAGUCACAGUUGUCUCAUUUGCGAUCAGUCUUUAUAAAGUCCUCGAGUGACAUGACCAGCUGACCUUUCUAUAGACUGAUCCCAUAGCACAGCAGUAUGUAUGUUUCGGUUUGGGAAUAGUGUUAUCUGUUGAGCAGCCAUGAAAUUGAAGUCAUUGCACAGCUCUUCUACUAGUAUUGACAGUUAGCCAUGAUUCCUUAGCUGCAGUGUAAGCAGUACUUGCAAAUGGACCAUACCACCCAAACCGACACAGAGCUCUCAUUCGCAUCUGGUUAUAAGCAUUUCACCAAUUUCAUUUACUUCUUGAUGGUAAUGGGGGGUCAGUUAACUGAAUCAAGUGUAUGUGUAAUAAUCUGCUGAACAUAUACAAAUGAAUAACUGUCUUUUUAUUGGUUUGAGCAGUUAUAAUAGCUGUUUGCACAGGAUGGCAGAUAUUUAGUUCACCAGUACUCCACUUCAUUGUUACACUAUUGUAUACUACAGGCCUGUUCAACCUGUAACUCUCCAGCUGUUGUGAAACUACAGUAUACACCCCAGCAUGCCCUGCCACAGUUUUAGUAUUCCCUAAUAGCAAUACUGUGGCAGGGCAUGCUGGGGCUUGUAGUGUCACAACAGCUGGAGAGCCACAGGUUGGCCAGGCGCUGCCUACAGUGUUGGAUUCUCAGUCAUACGAAAUAGAGUUUCAUAUAGUGUUUUCUGGAAGAGUCUUCUAUGUUUUAUAUGUUGUGUGAUGCCGCUGAAUGACAUCACUGCUUCUAAUCGCUACACUUACAAACCAAAUUAUAUUGUAUAAGCAUAAAUAUGUAUAUAUGAUCUUAUCUAUACAUAUAUAUAAAUAUAGGAAUAUUUUAUGUAUAUUUGUUAGGAGAUGCACUGAAAAUUCAUUUAUUCCUAUGAUGUAAUAUUUUGUUUGUUUUUUAUAUUUGUUCUUUUUCAAAAUUUUUUUUUUUUUUUUUUGUAAAGCUCCUGAAAUUUUAGAUGAGAAGUGUCUGGUUUUCAAUUUUUAUCUCUAGCUAUUCAUGAAUGAUCUUAUGAGAAACCCACAAAAUUUGGCCUAGAUUUCACUGCUAUAUUGCUAGUGGAGUGUGAUGCAUGUAAAAUAAUGAUGGAAGGCAGGAAUUAUUGAAGGAGCAUCAUCAAUUUUAAUUGUAUUUGUUUAUUAUUCAAAUACAGAUCAGUAUCCAGUAAUGAAUGUUUGAUAAAUAAAAGCAUAAGUAUCUUUUUAAUUGCAAUCUUUGGGCAGGAUGUAAUGAAGUACGAGUUGUCCAGACUGAACAAAGGCAAAACCAUGCCUUGUAAAAGAUUGCCGCUUUAAAAAAAGUCUGAGUUCUGCCGGGAAUCCUCACCUCAAGCCAACUCGGACUUCAAUAGAUCCGGCCCUUUGUGCACACAGCCCCUAGACCUCAGCUGAUGACAGUCUGUUGUGCUUAUUUAAUUAGCCUGGUUUGGUCUUCGUAACCUACAGAUAACAAUACCAUGUACUAGUAGUAGAUAUGACACAGCUAGCUGUUAUUUUGUUAUUUUGCAAAUUGGCAAGAGAAAUUGAGGCAUAUCAGUCACAUCAGCUUUAUCAAUGUAGCCUACACAAAAUAUCUAAAACAAAUAAGGACUGAUGGAAAGUUGAAUGUACCGCCGUUUGUGUAUUACUGCGGCACAUGCUCCGAAAAUGAAGAGUUGACAUAUUCCGAAUAUUUCUACACAGGCAGAAAGAGGACGUAACAGGGAAUUCUCGUAGGCAGUGUUCAGAAUGGUGUGUUCAUGCUAAUGUGGCACAUGGAGCCAGUGUUCUAACUAGACAUUUUAGCGAUGCGUGCAAGAAGCGGCAUCAGCGCCCUCCCCCCUUAUUUAAAAUAAGGGGGUGCAGCCUAGGGGAGGGGCGGCAAAAAUAUAGGGGCGUGACUUCAUGGGGAACGGGUUUGGCCACAACAUAAAACUAAUUCAUAUUAUAGUGCACAGUAGUCUCCAUUAUUCAAAUUACGCUGCACAGUAGCGCCACUACACCAGGUAGAGACCCUUUUACACAUUAUGUCAGGUAGAGUCCCCUUUUUACACAUUAUGGCAGACAGAGUCCUCCCUGUAGUUCGGAAGCCAGCAACAAUAAAUCCCCCGGCUCCUGCAAGUGACAGCUGCCGCUACGGUCCCUGCAGUUCAGAAGCUGGCUACUAUAAAUCCCCCGGCUCCUGCAAGUGACAGCUGCCGCUCCGGCGCAAUGGCAGCUGUAAAGACCUCGGCUCCGAUCCCUGCAGUAAUGGCCCAGAAGCAUACAAAGAGGAUAGCAGGUAGAUGCGGACAGUUGCGCGCACAGGACAAUUGCGCUGUGUGCCAUGCACCGUCUACCCACACCUAGUUACGGCCCUGCAUGGAGCCCAGCGCAUAAGCGUAUUUGUUUUAUUAUUAUUUAAAAUAAAGGAAAUGCUUCCCUCCAUAUGUAAAUCGAUUCAAAGUGAAACCUCCCAAGGUUGUUCCUGUAAUGAUUCCUUUAAUAUCAUACAACAAGUUUUGGUAGGCAGAAAAAAAAUAAGGACAUCAGUUUAGACAAAACCGGUGUGAAUGAUGCAAAUAUAUAAUUUAAUGGUAUUUACCUAAUUGGUAGAUCUAAUACUAUAUUAGAAAUGAAUGCUAAUAUUUGUCUUUUGAAGUGUACAGAACUCAUAGCAGGUUUAUGCUAGGAGAAACCAUAGUAUAUGUGCAUAUCGGUAUCCCGACAGCCGGAAUCCCGACAACUGGCAAAUUGAUUGCCUCCUCAUGUGCACAUGUGGUCUGGUUUGGCUAAGUCACAUUUACAGAAUCAUGCCCUUAUUGUACUCAGCAUACACUUACACCCCAAUUCCCACAACUGUUACGCAUCUCAUAGUGUAAGGAGUCAUAAGCACAAUACUGUAUGCUAUCAAAUCUAUAUACUUGAUGGAUGCAUACAUCCAUAUCUACAUGUGGCCCAUAUUCACGUAACACAGUGUCAUAUUGGUGUGCGUUAUAGAGCCUCAUUUACUAUCAGAGUAUCCCAAAGAUCUACCAGGUAAGAAGGUAUAGAUUUAUCAAUAUAAGGAACAUAGAUUGCCUCAUUCAGUAAGGGAACAUAUGACACUUAAAAGUAUUGCUAUCAAAUAAUACAGACUUGUAUAUAUAGUACCAGCUUUUGUUUCUUGUAAAAAAAAAAAUGUUUUAAGUUUUUCUACAGACCAUUGAAACAAAUUAUAGGCCCAGAUUGAUCAAGCCUUGGAGAGUGAUAAAUUACAGGGUGAUAAAGUACCAACCAAACAGCUCCUUACUGCCAUGUUACAGGCUGUAUUUGAAAAAUGAGAGGAGUUGAUUGGUUGGUACUUUAUCACCGCGCAACUUAUGACUCUCCAAGGCUUGAUAAAUCUUGGCCGGAGUAUUUAAAGAAAAACUGUGCACAGCUUCAGCAUACUGUAUGGUCAUGAAUUCUGCCAGUGAUACAGUGCCAGCUCCUGUCUGAACAUUGCAGUUGAUCUUGGGGUUUUUGUACUAAAUUCUAGUUACUUUGUAUUCUCAGGCUGUCGGUUACUAUACCUAACUUUGUAAAUAUGUUGCCUAAUGCAGUGCUACUGUACUCACAGUAUUUCCAGCAGUAUACGGAUGGUAGCCCACCUUCAAAGUAUUGAUCUAUCAAGAAUAGUGAUGCAAAAUAUGAACUGGGACCCAGUCUGCAAUAGCCUAUGAAAAUAUACAGGGUCAUUAUUCAGAGUUUAGUUUGCUUUUUACCUUGAUCUAAGUUAUUAGAAAUAACUUGCUAUUCUAAAUGUUUGUGCUACAUUACACUAUCUCUGCCUUUUUAGAAAUGACUUUCGUGAAGGACAGGUGGAUGGUGUAAUUAAAUUAGCUCUGGUGUGCUGGCUUUUGUGAGUUUAUAAUAAGAUUAAUUUUGUUAAGUGCCUUUUUGUAAUGGCCAAGAUGUAAAUAUAAAACUAGAUAAUUGCAAAUUGUUCACAGCAAUACAUCAAAUGUUACUCAAUAAAGAUUUUUUUCUU
This is a messenger RNA of Pseudophryne corroboree (corroboree frog), 10550 nucleotides long. It is a transcript of the gene CTTNBP2NL, whose product is annotated as CTTNBP2 N-terminal like. Gene Ontology annotation, molecular function: protein phosphatase 2A binding. Lineage: Eukaryota; Metazoa; Chordata; Amphibia; Anura; Myobatrachidae. The coding region runs from base 552 to 2450 and encodes 632 amino acids. Gene Ontology annotation, biological process: protein dephosphorylation. The transcript is spliced from 7 exons. The record is from RefSeq and is a predicted model, not a curated record. Gene Ontology annotation, cellular component: actin cytoskeleton.